Stylophora pistillata is the source of this 2674-nucleotide messenger RNA. RefSeq lists its product as uncharacterized. Gene Ontology annotation, molecular function: transaminase activity; pyridoxal phosphate binding. Lineage: Eukaryota; Metazoa; Cnidaria; Anthozoa; Scleractinia; Pocilloporidae. The record is from RefSeq and is a predicted model, not a curated record. Gene Ontology annotation, biological process: polysaccharide biosynthetic process.
CUACACCAAGACUCGUUUUUAAUGCGAAAGUCGACUUCUCUUUCUGCUGAGUUACCGUUAGUACAUUGUGCUGAUUCACCGUUAGUACAGCUCAUAAUUUGGUAGAAAGGUUUGAUGGCAAUGAUUCCCGAAAAAUAUGCGUGCCUUUUCAUUGAUGCAACAUGGAAAGACAUCAUAGCUGCCUUCAGCUUUUCAACAGUCAACAACAGCUCUCAGGAGAGAAACCUUCUUCAAGGAAAACUUGAAAAACUGUUUGGUGGCUCAGACCAAUGGCUUGCAUGUCUUUCAAUUCGAACUGCUUUAGAUACAUUCUUAACUGUUAUGAAUUUCCCCAUUGGAUCAGAAGUAAUUUUUACUGCAUUAAAUAUUCCAGACAUGGUAUCAGUGGUUGAAAGGCAUGGCCUUAAGAUUGUACCAGUGGAUUUAGAUCUCGAUACACUAGCCCCCAAACCUGAACUAGUUGAACUUGCUGUAACAGAUAAAACAGUGGCCAUUUUGGCAGCUCACUUGUAUGGGAAGUGGAUCAAUUUGGACAAAGUGUUUCAAGUGGCACAUUCACGCGGAUUGUAUGUAUUGGAAGAUUGUGCUGAAUCAUUUCAAGGCCUGGAAAAAAAAGGUCACAAACUUUCUGACCUGACAUUUUUCAGUUUUGGUUCUAUCAAACAUUACACCUCAUUAGGUGGGGCCAUGGUCAGAGUAAAAAACUCAGAGAUUCUUUCAAAAAUGAGAGCCAAGCUAAAGGAAUACCCAGUCCAAAACCAGUGGACCUACUUCAAGAAACUUUCUUGCUACUCUCUGUUAAUGGCAAGUGGAUUAAACAAUUCACUGUUCAAUUGGUUCUUCAUUAAUUUGUUUCAUCUGAUGGGUUUCAAGUACAAGGAAUAUUUCAUUUCCCUCCUGCGAGCAUUUCCUGGUGGUGUAAGCAUGGAUAAACUUCGUAGUCAACCAUCUGCCAUGCUUUUGGAAUUCAUGUUAUACCGGCUAAGAAGAGUAAACAGUAAAGACUUCCGAAUGAUCAAGUUAAAAGGAGAUUUUGUGAGCAGUAAUCUGCCUGGUAAUGUUUUUGUACCUGGCCAAAGAGCAGACAUAAAAAGUUAUUGGUUGUUUCCAAUGCUUGUGGAUGACCCCGAUGAAGUUGUUACUGCACUUGAAAAGGAAGGCGUUGAGGCAUACAGAGGCGCAACACAACUUUCCACCGUUUACAGAACAAAACCCACUGAAGCAGACCAAAAAGACAGGGCUAAGUUCAGACAGGAAAAUCAAACGGAAAAACUUCUUUAUUCUUUCUCAACAGCUCAACCAGAGGUCGCAGCUGGUUCUGGUUCAUCCAUAGGAAAUGCUGUCAGCAGACCAUCUGUAGAAUUUUUCUGCACAGCACCAGUCAACACUGCAACCACAAACCGCACCUUCAGCAAGGAAAAAGAUGAUGUGCUCUUUCCCCACAAUGCCAAAUACCUGAUUGAUCAUGUGGUGUACCUGCCUGUGCACAAAAGAGUUUCCUUUCAACACCUUGAGCAUAUCUGUAAUUCUGUAGAGAAAGUUAUGAAGAACCGAAUAGGGGUCAAAAUUGCCAAUACCAGUGAUGUAUUAUUCAAGUCCAAAUUGUAAAUUUCAAUAUCAUCAGGCUGUCAAACAAGUGCCCCUCUGGAUGAAGCACAUCCUCCUCCCCCCUCCCCUCCCCCUCCCUUACAUGAGUUGGUAUUUGUUUCAUGCUAUUUAUUGAGUUUUUAUGCAGAGAAUUAGACUCAAAUAUGAAUCCAAAUUUAGCUUUUCAUUGGUCAUGGCAUAAAUUGAUGAUUGAGAAGUAAAUUUUAAGGUAAGUAGUAACAACAAAAUUGUUAUUAAUAUAAAUGAAUAAAUAAGUUGUUUUUUCCAAAGUUUCUAUAAAUACUUGUCUUUAUAAAAAAUAAGAUUUUCAGAAGGAAUAAGCAAGGUCAUUUUCUUAUGUUGAAGUGUAUUUACAUCAGAGAGGAGGAAGAAAAAUUUUUUUUUAUAAUGAAUCUCAUUAAGAGUAAUCUAAAAUAAUAAUAAAAAAGGAAUCACUGUGAAGCCCCCGAGUCAGUAGUUCUUAAUGCUGUUUGUUGUGAUCUCUUUUUUUCUUGAGUGUCACUUGUCUUCAAAGUGUAAAUAAGACUUUUGUUUUAAUUUAAUCAUCAAAAACUUCAUAUCUUACUUUUGAAACUUAAGUAGCAUCCUUUGUGCUCUUCAAAAUUGAAUUUCCUUCUAUCUCACUAACAUGUAACACUUCUCCAGUAACACUGACAAAAUGCCAGGCAGUAAUUUUGGAAGUUAGUGCCCCCCUGCUGUAGUCACUUUGCUGAAGGUGAGAGAUGUAAUCUUCAACCAAUCAUAGGGGAAGAUUCUCUAUAAUCACCUGAGCAAUUAUAUUAAAUAUUGUAUCACUACUUCCUGAACAAAUUUUGGUCAUUUUGUGUAACCACAAGUUACGCAAUCAUCACCAAAGCAAUUUCCAAGAAUGAACAGCAGCUUAAAAAAUGCUGGGAAGAGCAGGGGGGGCAAAAAGGGUUACAGUCCAGGUAACACAAAAAAUUCAAGUUAUAACGUACAACACUUAUUUUACAUUUAUUCAAAAAGAUAUAAGGGAGAGGAAAUAAUCCUUGCAUUCAGACUUGGGAGUGCCAUAUGUACACUUGUUAUUUAUAAAAAAAAAAAA